Peniophora sp. CBMAI 1063 is the source of this 576-nucleotide messenger RNA. The record is from the annotation of a GenBank genome assembly. Lineage: Eukaryota; Fungi; Basidiomycota; Agaricomycetes; Russulales; Peniophoraceae.
AUGUCUUCCGCAACCUCUUCUGCACCUCCUUCGGCAGCCGAAAUCUCUGAUGCCGAACGCAGCAUGCUCUCGAUACCCGGUAACGCUCCGCCAGAAGCAAAAGCCUCACUCGCACGGAUGAUGUCCGCCAUCUUCGGCAUCCGUGAGGGAUACAGGGAGGGCUUUGCGCUUGACGUGGCGCGGAGGUUGAGGUUGUUGGAGGUCAAUGUGCGGGGGAAGGAGGAGGAGGAGAGUAGGUCGGAGUGGAAGGUUGUGUUCGAGACCACUGUCGAGCCAGAUAUGGUGAACGCGGGUGGUAGCAUGCACGGAGGGUGCUCAGCAUACCUCGUCGACAUUUGCACCUCGCUCGCUCUAGCGGCAGCCGGUAAACCUGGUACGGUCUCACAAGCAAUCGACAUGGUCUACCACGCGCCGGCACCACUUGGAUGCAGGAUACGCAUCGUGAACCUGACCAUCACGCUUGGUGCGCGAGUUUCCUCGGCACGCUGUGAGAUAUGGGAUACGGAUAACAAGCGGCUCAUUGCUACGGGCUUGCAUAUGAAGAUGGCGCCGUCGCCGGCAGCAUCAAAGUUGUAA